GAAAUGAGGGAGAGAGAAAACUAGCUCUAUUUUUAUUUCAAACUAUAAACAGUGGAAUGUGACACAGCAUGAGAAGGCUCAGGCUUCAAAGAUAACCAGAGAUUCCCCAUCUUAAAGCGCCUCACAGUGAACACCAAGCUCUGCUCAAGCACCGCUGGAGAAGGAAGGGUGGAAAGCAGCAUCUGCGGGCACACAGGCUGACACAGCACGGCCCACAGACACCAAAACCCAACGCCCACCGACCCAUUGCCCCCCCGGGCCACCCUCCCCUCUUGACGCUUCCCGCCUAAGCGGCCGCCAUUUUGUGGCGCGGCGCGGGAACUCCAUUUCCCGUGGAGCCCGGCGGCCCCGCGGCGCUGCGGGAAGGCGGCGGCGGGCGGCGCGGAGCAGGAACGGGGCCGGGGCUGAGGUUGAUCUCCUUAAACAGCACCAAAGGCAAAAGGAUGGAGGCAGAAAAUGUUGCCAAGAAAAGAGUCCUCAUUACUGGAGGAGGUGGCUAUUUUGGCUUCCGUUUAGGUUGUGCCAUAUACCAAAUGGGAGUUGAUGUAAUUCUCUUUGAUGUCACGAAGCCACUUCAACCAGUGCCAGAGGGAAUAAAGUUUAUGCGAGGGGAUGUCUGCUGUCUGUCUGAAGUGGAAGAGGCUCUUAAAGAUGUAAUCUGCGUAUUCCAUAUUGCUUCCUAUGGAAUGUCUGGCAGGGAGCAGCUGAACCGAAAACUUAUAGAAGAUGUUAACGUGAAGGGAACAGAAAAUGUCAUCCAAGCCUGCAAGAACACAGGAGUGUCAAGUCUGGUUUAUACAAGUACAUAUAAUGUGAUAUUUGGAGGCCAGAUUAUAGAAAAUGGGGAUGAAUCUCUGCCUUAUCUACCUCUUCACCUUCAUCCAGAUCACUACUCCCGGACGAAAUCUUUAGCUGAAAUGAAGGUGCUGAAGGCAAAUGGUGCUGAGCUUGGAAAUGGGAAAGGUAUAUUAAGGACUUGUGCUCUCCGACCAGCAGGCAUCUAUGGGCCAGGAGAGCAAAGACAUCUUCCAAGAAUAGUUAGUUACAUUGAAAGGGGACUAUUUAAAUUUGUAUAUGGAGAUCCUCUCAGUUUAGUAGAAUUUGUACAUGUAGAUAAUCUUGUUCAGGCUCACAUCCUUGCCUUUGAGGCCCUCAAAGCCACCAAAAAGCACAUAGCUGCAGGCCAAGCCUAUUUUAUUUCAGAUGGCAGGCCAGUAAAUAACUUUGAAUUUUUCCGACCGUUAGUAGAAGGGUUGGGUUAUAAGUUCCCAACCUGCCGCCUUCCUCUCUCGCUUGUCUAUUUUUUUGCAUUCCUUACUGAAGUAGUUCAUUUUCUUGUAGGUCAUGUUUAUAAUUUUCAGCCUCUCCUCACUCGCACAGAAGUUUACAAAACCGGUGUCACACAUUAUUUUAGCAUGGAGAAAGCCAGGAAAGAGCUGGGGUAUGAGCCUCAAAAAUACAGCCUGAAUGAAGUGGUUGAGUGGUUUAGAGCUCAGGGCUGUGGACCAAAGCCAAGAAAGUAUACCAUUAUGAAGCUUGUUAGGAAUGGAGGAUUGCUCGUGUUGUUGAUUGCCGUGGUGGCCGCAUGGUUUCCAUCUGCACUUACAUUUUCACACUGAAAAAUGAGACACUGAAUAUCAUGGAGUAUGGAAGACAGAAUUUAGUUAUGUUGAGUACUUAUUAAUUUUGACAGGUAUUUAAAAAAAACACACAUUUGUGCUAUUCAGGUUACAAGAUAUUUACAUUUCUAGCCGCAAGGAAGGGAACUGCUAAGUAAAAAAGAUGUAAUUUUUAUACAAAAUUCCUCUUCAAAGUGAAAUUAAUCAGAUCACUAACAAGACGAAGCUUAGUACUACUGCAAACAGCAUUUUAUUUUCUGGUACAAUGGUACACUUAGAUUGACCCUUCCUCCCCAACAAUGUUAUACUCUGCCCUUUUAUUCCUAAGAAGUUUCUGCUACAUGAUCCAGAGGAGAAUAAACUUACUCUUUGAUCACGUUCCAAAACCAAAUUCUGCUUUCCAGCUUGGAUGUAUAUAUGCCUGACCAAGAAUUUGCCUUAGUUGCUUGAUUAACUGUGUAAGUGGUAGACAAUAAAUGAAUGUUUUGGGGUUUGAUUUGCUUUUUUAAAAAAAUACAUUCUGAUGUACUUCUGUAAGUAAACUGAUACCUAAUGACACUUCUGGAAAAUGUUGAAUUGUUAAUAAAAUGACAGCAAAGUGCUUGAAGCAACACAGCUCUGUAGAUUUUUCAAACUACAAUAUGCCUGUUUAAAAUGAGUUAUCUAAAGUGCAUUCAUAAGAAACAGCUAUGAUUUUUCCCAGCAUUACUGAAUGGUUAAACAAAAAAAAAUUAUCUAAAGGACAUCGGGUAAGUGAUCACACUCAUGUUCCAUUGCUUAUAAAAUCUUUUUAGCCUUUAAUAAUAUUUCUUUAGCACCUGACAGCAUUUGAAGAAAACUUCACCUUUGAAGCAGGAUGAUAAACACACUACACAGUGAAAGUCAGGAUUUUGUGAAGUGAGUUUUAAGAAUAGAAAAUACUUUGCUAGAAACAGUAAUGGUCUGUACUUAACAACUCCCUCAUCUCUUUCAGUUUAACAAUAGGAAGAGAUGCUGAGAAACUUCACAUCAUAAUGUUAAAUCACAAAGUUGCGUUCCCUAAACUGAUAAGCAUUACAGUUUCUCAGUAUCUCUAGAUAAAAACACAGUCCUUCGAGAAGUUCACACUUCUUAGUCUUUCCAUUUUAAUAGCUGAAAGUACGCUAUCUUAAAUCAGUUUUAUGCAAGUUCCAGUAACUUCAGUUCUGGAUUUAAAUAGGGAAACAAAGAGGAAGAGUCUUCUAUUUCAUUGCUGAAAGACUCUCAAAAAAUAAAAAUGGCUAAAUAGAGAAACCAAGCUACAAGUACACAGCCAUCUGUGUUUUGAAGAUGGAGAUAUUUUCAGUUAACGUUGACCGAAGCCAUUCUUUGAAUGUUGAGUUUGUUUCCUCAGUUAAUUUUUUUAAUCAUUGAUAAUUAGAUGUUUAGUUUUACUUGAAAUGUGAUUUUUCCCCCCUUCAUUCCUUCACCACUGUGCAUACCAUAAAAGAAACUUAAUUUAAUAGUUAAUUUAAGGGACAACUGAAGACGACAAUGUUUCAGUGUUCUACCAUGCUGAUGGCAGAAGGGCCACUUACCAGACGCCGUUAAUAUACAUAAUCAUAGUUUGCAGAAAGAAGAAUCUCGCUUUACGAAAAGAUGGAAAAAUAAAGACAGUUGUGAUCUCAUGAAAGCAUUGGGCUGCUGUUCUCCUCCCAGCAGGCCCUGUUUUUCAAGUGGAAACCACCUGGUUUGUCUGUCCUCCAAGUACCCUGGUUUUGACAUAAUGUUAUCAGAAAUAGAUUAAGAGAUUUUAAUGCUAACAGAAGCAAUAGACAAAAGAAAAUGUACAAGAAAGUGCACAAGCCUGUUGCAUGGCAUGAAAUACCAAUGUGAUGGUUCUGAUUCUUGUAAAAAGCAGACCUUUUUAAGAUGUGGAACAGAACUCCUGUGUCCCAGAGGAAUUUCUUCUGCUAUUUGCAAUAGCUUGGGGAGGGGAGCGCGAACACAAAUACCAAAACUGAAGCAGCAAAUCCUCCUGCAGAAGCCGAGCAAAACACAUGAAGCUCUUCAUUUGUCUGGAGUCAAGGACAGAACUUCUCACUGAUAACAGAGUAAGAGGCAUUAUUGUGUCCUAACUGCCCAUGACUUAUGCGUGAGCACGGGGUACUAAAUCAGGCCUAGUUCAGAGAAACAAGCGGGAGCUUGGCAAUGGUUAUCCCAGACCAAAAAAAAAAAAAAAAAAAAAGGCAGAAUCCAGACUACAGAAGAGAUGAAGGAUACUCUUCUUCUUUUACUUUCCAAAAUGAAAAGAGGAAACGUGGCUUAAGGAGUUUAAAAUUGCUUGAGUUAUGUACAUACAAAGCCAGUCACAGCUGCUCUAUUUCAAGUAUUUUUCAAUGAGAAUUCUCUCUCCUCCUUCCUGUUUUUUGUUAUUACUACUUUUGGAUGAGCAGCUGAGUAAACUAAGGUAAUUCAAUUGUUGUGUCUGUUUCAAAAUUGUCAUCAAUUAUUUGUUUUCCUCAAGGUUAAUUACCAGAAGAACACACCUAAAAACUGAAAAAGCAGAACUGAAAAAUUGCUACUCCACACCAUUAUUUAACAAAUUGUAAAAAGAACAGUGCUGAUGUUUUAGGUGAACAGUUUAAGAACACCAAUAUUCACAAAUGAAUAGGCGAAGAUGACCAUUUGGCUCGUCUAACAGCCUCCUAGAUGACUUAGGCUAGAGAUACCUCAUAUUGAUUGCUACUCAACAUGCACACAAUUUUUAAGAAAAGACUGAUAAAAUUUUUCUUCCCAAGACUCCCAAGAUACAAAUAAAUAAAUAAAUAUGAAGACAUCAUGCCUUCCCCCAGCAACACUUACUCCCAUACAAUUAAGGUGACCUUGUCAGCAGAAAGGGAACAUGCGUUCCAAAUUACUACAAACUUCAUCUUUGCCUUGUUUAUGCUUUAUUGUUUGAGUUGAUACAAAUCUGAUACUCACUACAACCAAAGUUAGUAUUUACUACUCCUGGAAAAGGUCAGUUAGGAGCUGCAAGUUAUAUGUGAUCUUUGACCUUUUCCUUCUGCAGUGCUCGUUUGUAUCCAGAUGAAAUGCAACAAUGACUUCUAUGGAAGCAACCAAAGUCAGUUCAUCUUAAAAACACAGAGAUGCCGUUCUUCUGACCUCCAGCACAACACACCAUAACUCUUAACAGACCAUUUUUCAGUAAAAACACACUCAUGCUGACUCAAAUGGCUGGAGAUUUUAAGUUGUGAAAUUCAAUAAACAAUGCUUAAAUGAAGAAGCAUCUGGCAUCAUUUACAUCACCGCUAUCAAAAAUUAUUUAUUAAAAAUAAGUUAUUUUAAGGAUUUAAAAUAGUUUCUGUAAGAAUGUAACAAUACAACAGAUAUUGUUAACUUGAAAAAUUUAUAAAUGUUUUUCCUUCUAGAUUAUAGAAUUAGCACACACAUUCAAACCUAGUUUUGUAUUAAAACAGCUGCAACUGUGAAAAAGUUGCUAGAGUCUGCCCUGACAAAGAAUUGAGAGGUGGGGCUUCAGAGUUAAAACACAAUGCAAGAGAAGAGUUAGUACACAGCCUGACCCAUCACUCGCACAUCAACCAAACAGCCAAUGCAGUAUUUUCUUUCUGAAUACAACAUAACGUUUAUACUCAGAGGGGAAAAAGAAAGCCUUACUGUAAAAUGAAAUGGAUUUUCAUAAAUACUGAGUACCACCUCGUAACUUUUGCCAUUACAUACGUGACAUAACAUACACACAACUUUCUGAAGGACUAUAAAAGGUGCUAUUUCUUAUGCAUUUGGACAACAGCAGCACAAGGAACUCAUACGUUCAUCGCACAAUGGCUGUUCUGUGUCAGGAACAUGCAAAAUGAAAGUAGUCAAGACAAAUGACCCACGUGGGCAAUCUGGCUAUGUCUGCUCUGGAACUGAACCAAAAAAAUAAAAUCACAACAACCUGGAGCUCUAGGCUUUGAUCUCCCUCAGCCUGAGCAUCUUAUAGUCUCUUAUUUUUUGUAAUCAGUACAAGCCCAGCUGGUAUUCAGCUGCCUACAGAUCCAGUCCCGACUGCAGCAACAGCUUCAGGACCUUCCAAACAGGGCUUUGGGCCCCGUUGUCUGAUCAAUACUGACAACACAGCAUUCUCAAAACAUUAAAUGAAACCCACAUAGGCUGGUGAAUGAAAUACAUAGCACAGGGACUGAUCAUAUGACAAAACAAAACACAUCUCAGAUCACGCUACAGAACACGCAUGCACCAAAGGUCCUCACCUUCCAGCAACAGCAACUGGGUCAUCCCAUCACGCGUGGAUACUGCAGAUAAGCACAGCUUUACACAGCAGUAUAGGUUAUUGCUGUACCUUCAAAAUCCACAGUUGAUGAUUUUUUUUUGCCCCCCCCCCCCCCCUUCCUUUUUUUUUGGCAUCCAUCUAAUCCUU
Molecule: messenger RNA, 6018 nt
Organism: Cygnus olor (mute swan)
Lineage: Eukaryota; Metazoa; Chordata; Aves; Anseriformes; Anatidae
Gene: SDR42E1
Product: short chain dehydrogenase/reductase family 42E, member 1
Exons: 3
Coding region: 444-1619 (391 amino acids)
Biological process (GO): steroid biosynthetic process
Molecular function (GO): 3-beta-hydroxy-Delta5-steroid dehydrogenase (NAD+) activity
Source: RefSeq, a predicted model, not a curated record